UGUAGUGAGUGUGGUGUGCUUGAAGUAACAGCACAGCCUCCUCCUCAGUUAGUGAAGGGGCCAUUGUGGUAGGCAGCCAGCUGCUCUCCUUUCUCUCUGGUAUCGUUGACGGUUAAUGAGAUUAGCUGCCUGUCUAAGCCUGCGUCAGUGCAAAGGGGUCAAUCACAGGAUUAGCACCUUGCUUAAGAGUUACAUCAGUUUAUCAUUUUUAUUUUCUUCAUUACUUUGACUUUCCCCACUACAACCUCCAUAGCAUGUUUAGCACCUGCAAUUGCAAUAUAGUUGCUGCGGGGGAAUAUUGUAGCACAUCAUGCUGCCUUGGGACUGAGUCCGUCUCGACCAUCAGCCACUGAAUGAAGAAUCUUCCGGGGGACGAAGAGGAGCAGUGGGAGCCAGAGAAGUGAAGGGUAGCCGGGCCAAAAUCUUGCCUGCUGUGGCAGAGUCCUAGACUCUGGACAAGUCAUCCUCAUGCCACUUGUAAAUAACAAAGUGGGUAAUGACUGCACAGCUGGCGCAGACAAGAAUUUGGCUGAUGGAAGGGCACUGGUGGAUUCUGUGAUAAAGGUGGUAGCAUGUUACCGGCAUUUGGCCUCAUGUGCCGGUGGCUGCACAGACAGCUUGCAGCUGAGGGACGAGUUGAGACAGACACGAGAAAAGGCCCUAACGUUGGCUGAGGCCAUCUGUCGUCAUCUAACCUCACAUCUCCGGGACAAGACCCUGCCUGAGGACCAGCGCAAGGAGAUGGAGCUCCUCUGGGUGGCCUUCACCUCCAGUCUAGAGCUUCUCCAUGUUGACAUGUGCAAGGUUUUCAACAUAGGUGACACCUUCUCCCUGACUAACACUGCUUCAUUGGUGCAAACUGGCCUACAAGGAGGAGGCAGUGAAGUAGCAGCUCGUGCACUCAGUUUGGCAGACCUGAACCAGGAGCCUCCAACCCUUCCCGCUGGCCUCGAGAGCCAGGAGCAGAGAGCCAUGGAGCAGGAAAUCAGCCAAAUUGACCACAUGAUUGAUGACAUGGAGAAGAAAGUGAACGUGUUGCGCUGGAUGGUGGAGCCCCGGGGGCCACAGUACGCGGACCCGCUGAGCAGCACUGAGAGCGCCUCCCUAGCUCUGGUCAGUGUUGAUGAGGAGCAGCCUGGACACGAGCCUCUAUUCCAGCGCAGUUUCAUCUUUGUGCUCUUAUUGCUACUUGCUGUUGUUUUGGUGGCAGCCACUUUGUCUGUCUGUCUUGUCCUUUUUUCAUGAACAAAACCUUAAUAUAAUUUUUUUUUUUUCCUGUGCAACCUCAGAAAGGCUCACUAUUACUGUAACAAUGGCAAGCUUUGCAGGUGUAGUAGUGUUCUCUUAACUAUGCUCUUUACAAAAAAAAAAGGUACCUUUUUAUAAUUGCGACUAAUUUAUUAGUAUAUAAGAUAUGGUUCUACACAUGCUGAAAUCUGGAUGCAAGCCUGUUUGCCAUUUCUUGCAGUGAAUCCAAAGCUGCCAUAUACUUGUUCAAUAACACAAAGUACCUGACUGCCUGUUAUGAUAGAUUUAUUUUAAUUGUACAAUUGUAAAAAGAUGGCACCAACAUUGUUCUGUACUUUUUCCUGACUAGCUUGUGAUCCACUAAAGCAGCCAGAAAGGCACUUUGUUCCUUAUUGCAAAAAGACAUAUGUGCAAAUGCUUGUUAGUUAAUACGAUCAUUUAUUUUAUAUAUAAUCUGUGCUGUAGAGAACUGAUUAGUACAAUUAUACAAUAUAAAAGUAUCAACUUUGAUAUGAAA
Archocentrus centrarchus (flier cichlid) is the source of this 1765-nucleotide messenger RNA. It is a transcript of the gene rgs9bp, whose product is annotated as regulator of G protein signaling 9 binding protein. The record is from RefSeq and is a predicted model, not a curated record. The coding region runs from base 469 to 1245 and encodes 258 amino acids. NCBI's taxonomy places the organism in Eukaryota, Metazoa, Chordata, Actinopteri, Cichliformes, Cichlidae. The transcript has 3 exons.